AUCACAACACACCUCUUCUCCUACAACAUAAGAACAGGUUCACUCCACCUGCCACCUCGAUACCUCGACUUACUCCUCUACAUCUACCUUUCCUACAUCCAACAUGUCCUCUACCCCAAAGACAUUCUGCGUUGACGCCGUCCUCUUCGACAUGGACGGUACGCUCACUGACUCCAUCGCCGCUGUCGAGGCCGCGUGGGGCAAGGUCGCAAAAGACAUUGGGCAGGACCCGGCCUACGUGAUCGCCGCCACUCACGGCAAGCGCGCCGUGGACAACCUCUCCCAGUUCAAGCCCCACAUCAAGUCGCACGAGAUGGACGUCGAGGUGCAAGCCUUCGAAGAGACCAUUCUCUACUUCGCCGACGCUUACAACAAGCACGGCCCCGGCUCGCGCCAAAACUCUCCGAUUGCCUCACCCGCUGGAUCGAGCACCAGCACUCCUGCACUCACGCCCGCGGCGUCGACGCCUUCGUCCCGCACCUCAUCUCGAGCGUCGUCAUUUGUUGGUGGCCUGAGCAACCUCACCGCGUUCCGCCGCCGCCCAUCAUUCCUCCACCGCGUUAGCAGCCUCCUCAUGAUGUCGGACGACCGAGCACGCAUCGUAGAGUCGUCAGUUGAAGAGGACGAGGAGACUACAUCAGAGCAGAAGGAGCAGACGAAGGAAGCGCUUCACCAGCUGCAAGCUUGGCAGCAGGAGGCAAUCGCAGUCGACCGCUCCGUGCGCAUUCUGCCCGGAGUCAAGCGGAUGAUCGAGUCCAUCCCCAAGGGUCGCUACGCAGUCGCAACAUCUGGCGCUAAGACAUAUGCGCACGGUUGUAUGACACGCGUCGGCAUCACUCCCCCUCCGGUGACCAUCACUGCCGAUGACAAGCGCCUCAAGGCAGGAAAGCCGGCGCCCGACCCGUUCCUGCUCGCUGCAGAGUGCCUUGGCUUCGAUGCCAAGAAGUGCCUCGUCUUCGAGGACUCGCCCUCCGGUAUCAAGGCCGGCGUUGCGUCGGGCGCGACAGUCAUCGCUGUCUGCACGUCGCAUGAGCGCGCGAAGAUCGAGAACUGUGGCGCGCACUACAUCGUCGAGAACAUGGACAAGGUCCGCUGCGACUCCGUAGAGGUCGACGGGCAGCUCCAGCUCAAGUUCACCGUUCUUGAGUGAGCGGGAGGAGUGGUCUUGGUCUUGACGAUCGGUUACGCAGCGGAAUUCUCAUAGCUACAUCUCCAUGUUUUCGUGCCUUCCAUGACUCGUGCUUUCUUUCUGG
Messenger RNA from Postia placenta MAD-698-R-SB12, 1253 nucleotides. RefSeq lists its product as hypothetical. Gene Ontology annotation, molecular function: beta-phosphoglucomutase activity; sugar-phosphatase activity. NCBI's taxonomy places the organism in Eukaryota, Fungi, Basidiomycota, Agaricomycetes, Polyporales, Adustoporiaceae. The transcript is spliced from 3 exons. The record is from RefSeq and is a predicted model, not a curated record. The coding region runs from base 104 to 1150 and encodes 348 amino acids.